Molecule: messenger RNA, 642 nt
Organism: Saccostrea echinata
Lineage: Eukaryota; Metazoa; Mollusca; Bivalvia; Ostreida; Ostreidae
Product: complement C1q-like protein 4
Exons: 3
Coding region: 1-642 (213 amino acids)
Molecular function (GO): protein binding
Source: RefSeq, a predicted model, not a curated record
AUGGAUAGCACAGACACCUCAAGAGAAGCAAUUCAUUCACUCCUUGAAAUAUUUCUUAGUAUGAAGGUCUUUAGAAUUCUCAUCCAAUUCUGGUUAUAUGCGUUGAUUGUGACGUCACUGGAGGAGAGAUUACUUCUGAGUGACAACGUUCUCCAGAACGAGAUUCAGGAACUCAAGUCAAAGGUGAUGACCUUAGAGCAAAAAGUGGCAACACUAGAGUCCAAAUCAGCGCACCAAUCCAUUGUCUUCAUGAGCCAACUCAGUAAGACUUUAAAUAACCCCGCUAAUGGUCACACAGUCGUGUUUGAUGAUACUAUUACCAAUGUCGGGCAUGCGUACAGCAACGUCACUGGUGUAUUCCGCGCCCCUGUGGAUGGUAACUAUAUGUUCUCCAUGAUUGGAACUGUCCCACCCUCUCCUGGCGGUCAUAGUCUGCACCUCCUGCUGAGAAGGAAUGGAAGCACAAUCGGUUAUUUAUUUCUGGAUUCAAACCAUGACUAUUUCCUGAAGAGAACAGAGGUGGUGGCCGUUACGCUGUCAAGAGGUGACGAAAUCUUCGUCCAGGUUGACGCUGUGUCGGGUACUCAUUCUAUAAUAGGAUGCUGCUACCAUACUCAUUUCUCUGGCUUCUUGAUUAAUUAA